AAUGUUUCCUUUCUCUCCCUUUUCUUGGUCGCAGGUCUCGGCAAGGUGGUUCACCUGGCGCAUACGAUCGCAGCUUCAGGUGGAAAUACCACCAGUUCCGUUUCCUAUGCCAUUCCAAUGCCUUGCCCAGCCACGUCAAGAUCUCUGUGUCCAGGCAGACGCUGUUUGAAGACUCGUUCCAGCAGAUCAUGAAUGUGAAGCCCUACGACCUUCGGCGCAGACUCUACAUCAUCAUGAGAGGAGAGGAAGGGCUGGACUACGGCGGGAUCGCCAGGGAGUGGUUCUUCCUGCUGUCCCACGAGGUGCUGAACCCCAUGUACUGCCUGUUCGAAUACGCCGGCAAGAACAACUACUGUCUGCAAAUCAACCCCGCCUCCUCCAUCAACCCCGACCACCUCACAUACUUCCGCUUCAUCGGACGCUUCAUUGCCAUGGCGCUGUACCACGGGAAGUUCAUCGACACGGGCUUCACACUACCGUUCUAUAAGCGAAUGCUGGACAAGAAACCCACCCUGAAAGACCUGGAGUCCAUAGACCCUGAGUUUUUUAACUCCAUCAUGUGGGUCAAAGAGAACAACCUGGAGGAGUGUGGCGUGGAGCUGUAUUUUGCACAGGACAUGGAGAUCCUCGGGAAGGUUUCCACCCACCAGCUGAAAGACGACGGCGAGAAUGAGCUAGUCACAGAGGAGAACAAGGAAGAGUACAUCGGCCUGCUGACAGACUGGAGGUUCACUCGCGGAGUAGAGGAGCAGACCAAAGCCUUCCUGGAUGGCUUCAACGAGGUGGUUCCUCUGGAGUGGCUCCGCUACUUUGAUGAAAAGGAGCUGGAGCUCAUGCUGUGCGGAAUGCAGGAGAUCGAUAUGGCUGAUUGGCAGAAGAACACCAUCUAUAGACAUUACACCAAGAACAGCAAGCAGAUCCACUGGUUCUGGCAGGUGGUGAAGGAGAUGGACAACGAGAAGAGAAUCCGUCUGCUUCAGUUCGUGACAGGAACGUGCCGGCUGCCUGUCGGAGGCUACGCUGAACUCAUAGGAAGUAACGGUCCCCAGAAGUUCUGCAUAGACAAGGUGGGGAAGGAGACUUGGCUUCCAAGAAGCCACACAUGCUUCAAUCGUCUGGAUCUGCCGCCCUACAGAAGCCUGGAACAGCUCCGAGAGAAACUCCUGUUCGCCAUCGAGGAGACGGAGGGAUUCGGACAGGAGUGACGCGAGAAAAGAAACGGAGAAAAUUCAAUUCAAUGGGAUAGUUUUUCUUAUUAAUAUAAUUAUUUUGCAUUUGUUAAUCACAGGGCUGAUCACCUGUUGCCCUUCACCUGAGAAAGUCUGUGAACUGAAUCAUACGAGAAAAGUUGGAGGACGAGUGUGCUCGCAUGUGUGUACACGUGUGUGUGUGCGUGUGUGUGCUUGCAUACAUUACCGCUACUGUGUACAUGCAUAUAAAUGGUGUGUAUGUGUGUGAGUUGGAAGGAUGGCACAUGAAGAUAGUUUUAUAUGAUGAGAAGCUCAAACGCUCCCCCCACACCUACACCUCUACUCACUGCUUAGAAACGCACCGAAAUCAGACGACAGGAUAGUUUAAAUGUCACAACAGCACAGCUUCCCCUCCAAUGCAGUAUAACAUAUCUACCAGAGAGACGUACAUUUCUAACAUUUAAAGUGACAGAGAGAGAGAAAGAGAGAGGCAGUGUAUGAGAAGACCUUGUUUGUGUGUUUGUGUGUGAUGUGUGUGUGCGUGCGUGCGUGCGUGCGCAAGAGGCAGGGAGCUGUUAUCAUGAACCAGCGCACCUCUGUGACAGAGGCCAGAGAGAUGAGAUGUGAUUUUAUUUUUCAUUUUUUCAUGUUACUUGUGAAAUUCAGCAUUUUUCUCCUGUACAUAGCUCAAAUAAAUGAGAUUUCAAUCCUG
Labrus bergylta (ballan wrasse) is the source of this 1902-nucleotide messenger RNA. NCBI's taxonomy places the organism in Eukaryota, Metazoa, Chordata, Actinopteri, Labriformes, Labridae. The record is from RefSeq and is a predicted model, not a curated record.